Molecule: messenger RNA, 2084 nt
Organism: Stereum hirsutum FP-91666 SS1
Lineage: Eukaryota; Fungi; Basidiomycota; Agaricomycetes; Russulales; Stereaceae
Product: cytochrome P450
Exons: 15
Coding region: 349-2001 (550 amino acids)
Molecular function (GO): oxidoreductase activity, acting on paired donors, with incorporation or reduction of molecular oxygen; monooxygenase activity; heme binding
Source: RefSeq, a predicted model, not a curated record
AGGACGACAGUCUAUAUAGCUCCUCAGGGAAUCAUUUUGAGGUCUUUAACAGUGCCAAGGCUAGUGACCUAAACCGAUCAAUGCUACAGACUUAGACUUCUGGUGGCAUGAAGGAAUGCAUGAUAAAUUGGUGAGAUUCAUUUGACAUCCGCAGGGCGCCAAAGACCGAAUUCAGGACGCGGGGAACGCGUCAGUGACGGGGACCGAGAAAGCCAAAUGGUGUACUUGAAACUCUAGUCUUAGGACACGGAUGAGACAACUCGGGUCGUGACAUGGACGACUCGUGCCAUGAUCAUUGCGCCCAGUGAGACGUUCGUUUAAAAACAUGGCCUGCGGGCUGUUCUAACCAUGUUGGACCCGAUGAGCGCUUUGGUGUCCUCCGUGUUACUCGCUCUUGCUCUGCCUCUCAUACAAAUCUAUCGUCAUCUAAGGACCCUACAAUCCCUCCCCUACCCUCCUGGACCUCCUGGCCGCCUUGUAAUUGGAAAUGUGCUCGAUAUACCCAAUACGCAACGUUACAGGGUUUUUGCGAGCUGGGCCAAACAAUACGACAACGCUGUCGUCUCUUUCCAGGUUCCGGGAUUUUGCACUGUCGUUCUCAAUUCUCUCGAAGCAACCAAAGAUAUCUUCGAAAAAAGGUCUGGCAUAUACUCUGAUAGACCACAGAUUGAAAUGAUCACACUGAUGGGGCAAAACUUUGCUGUCCCUGCGAUGCGUUACUCAAAGGAGUGGCGUAUCAACAGGAGCAUGGUCAUCCAACCGUUCCGUCCCAAAAUCGUUCCACUUUAUCACCCCGUUCUACGUUCGAGUGUCACUGCCAUGCUGAAGGUAGUAUUGGAUCGUCCGGGUAGUGUAGUUGAUGAGGUCAAAAGAUAUGCUGGCACCCUCCCGAUAAAGAUAGUAUAUGGGCGAGACAUGGAUGGUAAGACCGAUCAUCAUUUCAAAAUUGGGGAAGAGGUCGCAGCCAUGGGAGGGUCCGUCGUGUUUCCCGGUGCGAUCAUGGUCACUAUGUUUCCAUUCUUGAAACACUUUCCGAAAUGGCUGCCCGGAAUACGUGGCUUCAAGACGUUUGCUGAGAAGAGCAGGAAGAUGUGCCACGAACUCAUCAACGACUUGUACGAUGACGUGAAGCGAGACAUGGAAGCAGGAGUAUCCAACACCUCCCUCGCAGCAGACUUCAUUCGCCGUAUCAAUGCGAAAGAGGAAGAAGAGCGCGACGAGCGAAGUUCUAUUUAUUUAGACGAACAGAGAAUUAAAGAGGUUAUGACCACGAUUCAUUUAGCGGCAGCAGACACGAGUGAAGCAUCUAUCUCUGUCGCAAUCCUCACGCUCUUGCUGCAUCCUGACGUCCAAGCUCGUGCGAAAGUGGAGAUCGACGCGGUUGUCGGCCGUGAGCGACUUCCCGACUUUGGAGAUCGCGCCAGUCCUGGAGAUCGUGUUUACAGCCUUGCAAAUCAACACAAUAAGGAUGAAACCAUUGGCGAUGACAGAAGUGAUAACGCAAAACUUGUCUAUGUGGAGGCGGUAUGUAGGGAGCUCUUGAGAUGGAUAGUUGUUCUACCUUUAGGAGUCCCGCAUGCGGCAUUCAAAGACGAUGUUUACGAGGGGAUGUUCAUACCCAAAGGGGCAAUCAUCGUCGGCAAUGCAUGGGCAAUUCUCCACGAUCCGGUUCGAUAUCCCAAUCCAGAGGAGUUCAGACCCGAAAGGUUCAUCACCGAGGACGGGAGAUUGAACGACGACAUCGUGCUCCCUGCAUUUGGGUUCGGACGUAGAUCUUGCCCCGGGCGCCACCUUGCCAACUCAACCAUAUGGCUCGCAGUCGUUUCCAUGCUCUCAGUGUUCGAUAUCGUGAAGGCUAAAGACGAGAACGGAGAUGAGAUUGAUGUCGCAGUAGAAAUGGAGGAAAGUACGAUAUGCCACCCAAAACCUUUCAAAUGCGAAGCAAGAGUCCGGGACAAUAGGGCGGCAGCACUGAUUAGGUCCCUGGGAAGCGAUAAGUGAAACGGACACUAGGAUGGGCUCGGUGUGCGAAUUGACGAGACAGUCAGUAAUGCUAUGCAAUAAAUUGGACGUAUUGCAGUGGC